Pieris rapae (cabbage white) is the source of this 2114-nucleotide messenger RNA. Its product is annotated as Kv channel-interacting protein 4-like. Bases 135 to 734 code for a protein of 199 amino acids. The transcript has 9 exons. Gene Ontology annotation, molecular function: calcium ion binding. NCBI's taxonomy places the organism in Eukaryota, Metazoa, Arthropoda, Insecta, Lepidoptera, Pieridae. The record is from RefSeq and is a predicted model, not a curated record.
GGCCGUCGCGUUGAGCGUCCAUUCGCUCUCGUAUCUCAAAAAACCACCUGUUCACGAACACGACAUACAUACACACUGUAAGUGUGAAGUGUUACCCGAAGGUUCAAAAAGGCUUCACCACGGCGGAAUUUACAAUGGAAGACGACAUCGAAGACCCCAACACGUGGGCGGUAGGCGCCCGUUACAGACCGGAGCCCCCCGCCACCUUGGCGUCCACCACUCGCUUCACGCAGCAUGAGAUCAAGCUCAUGUACCGAGGAUUUAAGCAGGAGUGUCCGACAGGCGUAGUGGACGAGGAGUCGUUUAAGAAUAUUUUCUCGCAAUUCUUUCCCCUUGGAGAUGCCACACAAUAUGCUCAUUUCGUCUUCAACACGGUGAAGCACAAACAACGUGGAAAACUCAACUUUGAGGAAUUUCUGGAAAUACUAUCGCGUGUAGCACGUGGAUCUAUAGAAGAGAAGGUGUCCUGGGUGUUCGCUUUGUACGAUGUUGAUGGCGAUGGAAGGAUCUCCCGGGGAGAGAUGGUGUCUGUGGUCCGCGCUGUGUAUGAGCUGUUGGGACGCACUGCCUUGCCACCGGUUCAACGUACUGAAGCGGAGACGCACGUGGAUCGGAUUUUUAAUCUAAUGGACACAAAUGCCGAUGGUGUAGUAACGCUCGACGAACUAGCACGCUGGUGCGCUCGAGACCCCGCUCUUCUCCGCUCUCUUGAUACCCUCGACACAGUCUUGUGAUCCGAACCUUCCCCUCCCUCUCCCAGUCCGAAUCCCUCCAACCCCUCUUUCAGUCCCAACCCCUCUGUAAGCCCCAACCCCUCCUUCGGUCCUAGUCCCUCUGUCAGCGCCUACACCAAUCCUGGUCAUCCCUUCCCUCCACUGAGGAGAGAAAGGGUUAAGCUCCGCUCCGCUUCACAGGUGUCAAUGAAGUCCCAAGUGUCUGUUAGAUCCCAGGUCUCAGAGGAUACAAAGGAUUCGAGGACGUCAUCUAGAUCUUCUGCUACGCCCCCACCACCUCCGCCGAGAGCUAGAAGAAGCAGUUCAGUUCAGUCUGGUAGCUCCAGUGGUACGCCAUUAUUGGGACCUCAUACUGCACCAUUAAGACUCACUACCACUUUAACAGAAGAAACAUCCCCCCAAAGAGUGAAACGAAGAAACAAGCCACUACCACAAAUCACUCCGAACAUACAAACAAACAUGGAAAACAUACAAACAAGACGUACACGAGAAAAUAAAAUUAACAAAACAUGAAUUGUUUUCAAUUUACAGUGAUAUGUUAAAAUGGUUAUUUUAAAUGACAGUUUAAGCCCGCGUUAAUUUGUUAGUAGCGUGUUCUAUAAACUACAGCAUUUCUCUAUUAAUAGACAAUCCAACAUCAAAAAUUCAAUUCCAAUUUAGAACGUUCCAUAAACAAAAAACAACUGAUGAAAGUAGACACGUAAAAACAUUUUGACACCAUAGUCUUCGGAUGGUGUCGCUAAAACACCCAAAUUGCACAUACUUUUAACUAACUUCAUGUUUUGUCUCUUUUUGUCUUUACGCUAUGAUGAGUACUUUGCUUAAAAUUGUUUUAGUUCUAUAUUCAUGUAGAAAGGGUUUUCCUACAUAUAAAUAACAUUCAUCGAAUCUCCCAAAUUGAAUAACCAUUUUAAGGUAUUUCUGAUAUAAAUCUAAUCUCAAUAUAAUAAGUGUUGCAAACUUACAUAACCCUAAAACCUACGUCACUUCAAAAGUAUAACGGUUGACGGUUAUUUAAGUUUCUGACACUAAAUCUUUAGCUAUACGCAUUUCCUCUUCUUUAUCUAGAUUUAAUCUUAACUAAAUGCCUUUAAACGCUAGGUCCAACUUUAGUCUUAAACUCUUAUAAAUAAGCGUUUAUUCCAAUCCUCGGCCAAUGGUAAAAUUAUUAUAGUUAAUAUUAUAUGAAUUGAGAAAAAUUAAAUUAAAUCACCAAAUAUUAAAAACUUAUUAAAUCGUAGGGUUAAAUAAAGUUAUCUUGAAUAUCCAAAUUUGUAUAACAUUGCCUUAAAUGUAUAGAGCGUUCCCCCCUCCAUAAGUAAAGUACUCUUUCUCUAUUUAUUAAAUCUCGAACAUAAUUUGACAGAAAGAGACAGAGAG